AUGGGUCGUGUUAAACUUGAGAUUAAAAGAAUAGAGAACACAACAAAUCGACAAGUUACAUUUUCAAAGCGAAGAAAUGGUCUCAUCAAAAAAGCUUAUGAGUUAUCAAUUCUUUGUGAUAUUGAUAUUGCCCUUAUAAUGUUUUCUCCAUCAAAUCGUCUUAGUCAUUUUUCGGGUAAAAAAAGGAUAGAGGAUGUUUUAACUCGGUACAUUAAUCUUCCUGACAAUGAAAGAGAUAAUGCUGUCAGUUUUCCAGAGCUGCCCUACCGGAGGGGUAUUCAGAACAAAGAGUAUUUACUCAGGACGCUUCAGCAAUUGAGAAGUGAAAAUGACAUAGCUCUUCAUAUGUCCAAUCCGGGAGACAUUAACUCUGAGAUUGAGGAACUCCAACAAGAAGUUAGUAGGUUACAACAACAACUUCAAAUGGCAGAGGAGCAGAUAAGGAUAUACGAACCCGAACCAUUAAAGAUGACAUCUAUGGCGGAGCUCGAAACAAGUGAAAAAAACGUUGUAGAAACCUUGGCACGUGUCAUGCAGAGAAAGGAACUUUUAUUGAACAACCAGCUAUCUUCAUAUGAUCCAUCUGGUAUUCAGGGGAUGCCGACAUCAUUCGAGAAUGUAGGUUGGUUACAGGAUGGUACCCAAAAUCAUCCCCAUUUGUUUGAUGCAUCAGCUCCUUUGGAUCCUCUCAGGGAUUUGUCCUCUACGGUGUAUGGUUCAUUUUCACAAGGGACGAGUUCAAAUGUUGACCAAAGAGGAAUAGGAGAGUGCCACGUGGCAAACCCAAAUGAUGCCAAGUGGGAGAAGCCGGCAAGAGGGAGAUACAAGUGUAAUAUUGAUGCGUCGUUCUCGUCUCAACUUAGCCGUGUUGGUAUUGAUAUGUGCAUCUGUGAUGAUGAAGGUAGAUUUGUGCUCGCGAAGACUAUAUGGAAAUCACCAAUCUGUAAUGUGGAUUUAGGCGAGGCACUUGGUCUUCUGCAUGCCAUCCGGUGGGUUCAAGAGCUGCAACUUGGUAAUGUGGAUUUUGCUAUGGAUUUGUAUCAUGGAAGUCUAAGAAACAGACCAUUUUGGCACAGUCCACUAUGGAAUCUGAAAUGA
Molecule: messenger RNA, 1098 nt
Organism: Trifolium pratense (red clover)
Lineage: Eukaryota; Viridiplantae; Streptophyta; Magnoliopsida; Fabales; Fabaceae
Product: agamous-like MADS-box protein AGL104
Exons: 12
Coding region: 1-1098 (365 amino acids)
Biological process (GO): positive regulation of transcription by RNA polymerase II
Molecular function (GO): RNA-DNA hybrid ribonuclease activity; protein dimerization activity; DNA-binding transcription factor activity, RNA polymerase II-specific
Source: RefSeq, a predicted model, not a curated record